This is a messenger RNA of Rubroshorea leprosula, 4666 nucleotides long. Lineage: Eukaryota; Viridiplantae; Streptophyta; Magnoliopsida; Malvales; Dipterocarpaceae. The record is from the annotation of a GenBank genome assembly.
UUUCCAUUAUACCCUUUUUGCCUUUUGCAUUCCCUCACAGCUAUGCAAUGGCGGAUGCUGAUGCGUUUACUGGCAAAUCCUUGCAAGGUGGUGGCUUGAACAACAGUGAGAAUGGCGGUGGACCUCUCGUGGGUAUCCAAGGAAAGGAGGUGGAGAGUCCUGGGAAUUUGAGAGUAGAAGGAGGGAAGCAUGAUGGUGCUGAAAAGGUGAGUACUUUUAAUAAUGGCAAUGGUGGGGGUGAUGUUUUGGAGUGGUUUGGUGAGUAUAUUGAUGUGAAUGCUGGUGAAAUUUUGCAUCUUUGGGGUGGUGGAGAUGAUGGGUAUAGAGUUGGGGUUGGUGAGUGUGAUCAAGUUGCAUCUGGGUUUCAAUUUGGGUUUGGUGAAGAAAUUGGUGGAGUUCAAAAUGGUGAUGCUUUCAAGCGAUUGUUUGGUGAAGAUGAUGGAGAUGGGUUGCUUGUUGGUGGAGAAAUUCAGGGGGGAGAGUUAGGUCUUGGUGCUGGAGUCACGUUCCAGGGCCUAUUUAGUCAGGGUAAUGGAGAAAAUAGGACUGAAGAAAUUCAAGACCAAAAGAAGGAUUUGAAUGUUUGUGGGGGAGGAAUUAAGAGCUUGCUUGGUGAAAAUGUCUGUGGAAGCAGAUUAAAUAACAGUGCUGCUGAAGGAAAUCAAGUUUUGCAUGUUGAAAAUGCUGGUGAAUGUAAUGGGGGUAAAGAUGGCUCCAAAGGACAGGUUAAGGGUAAACGUGGUAGGCCAAAGGGCUCAAAGAAUAAGAAGAAAAUUCUCAGUGCUGAACAAGCAAUUGAUGGAUUAAGCGAAGUUGCUGGUGAUUGUAAGGUGGGAAAUGAAAUUGUUCAGCCAAAAAAGAAGCUAGGACGACCAAAGGGUUCAAAGAAUAAGAAGAGAAAAUUUGAGACCGCUGAACAAACAAUUGGUGAAGCAAGUGAAGUUUUUGGUCGUAGUAAGGUAGAGACUGAUAUUGUGCAGCCGAACAAGAAGCAAGGACGGCCAAAGGGCUCAAAGAACAAAAAGAGAUGUCUCGCUGGUGAGAAUCAAGAAAUGCCAUCCCUCGUUGUGGGUGCUAAUAAUGAUAGCAAUCAAUCUCUGAGGUUUACUACUGAUUUUGCAUCUGAGCGAGAUGGGACAUUGUCUAGUGAGGUCACUGUUGGGAAUGUAGGAGGAUUUGCUAUUGCCAGCCCAGAAAAGAAGAGAGGGCGGCCAAAGGGUUCAAAGAAUAAGAAGAAACGUAUUGCAGAACAGGUCCAACAGGAGAUUAAAGGAAUCCUGACUGGAAAUCAAAGCAGUAAUUGUGGUGUUGAAGGAAUUUUGCUGAUAGGUUUGGAGAAUCAAGUGAACAAUGUUUCAGGUGAAGAAGAUAAUGGUAUGUCUCGUGAAACUGCUGGUGUUAGUCAAGGUAUAAGUGAGAAUGUCCAGCCAAAGAAGAGGCGUGGAAGACCAAAGGGCUCUAAAAAGAAGAAAAAUAUUGCUGAUAAUAGUGGAGAAAUGCCCAGUAAGAUUGUGAAUAAUGAUAGUGGUUGCAAGGAGACAGUGCUUCCAAUGGACUUGGAGAAGUGUUCAAUUCAUAAUUUUGAUGCUCUGAGAACACAAGUGGAAGGAGAAGAUUUGAACAAGAAUGUAGUUGUUCCAUUCACCAAGAGAGAACAACGAGAAGAAGAUUUGAACAAGGGUGUCAAUGCUCUAUUCUCUGUGAUAGAACAAGGAAGAGCAGAAAAUUUGAAGAAGGAUGUCACUGUUCCAUUUUACCAUGCUAGGGCCAGUAUAAACCGGAAAAGAAAAAUAUUAAGUGCUGAAUCUGUCACUGCUCAAAAGAAUAUCAGAGGAAGGAAGAAAAAGAAGAAGAUUAGGAACCAAUCAGAAAAUUCAGAAUCAUUAGAUGAUACCAGCUGGAAGAAGGCGCGAGGGAGUUCAACGUGCCACCAAUGUUGGAGGAAUGAUAGGACUGGCAUUGUCAAUUGUUCUAGUUGCAAAAGGAAACGCUACUGUUAUGAAUGCAUUGCAAAAUGGUACUCAGAGAAAACUAGAGAGGAUAUAGAGGUGGCUUGUCCAUUUUGUCGGGGAAAUUGUAAUUGCAGAUUAUGCCUCAAGGAGAAUUUAGUUAAUAUGGUUGACCAGGAGGAAGCAGAUGCAAAUGCCAAACUGCAGAGGUUGCUUUACUUGUUAUACAAAAUAUUGCCUCUCCUCAGGCAUAUCCAGCAGGAACAGCAGUCUGAACUAGAUGUUGAAGCUAAUAUAUGUGGUGUGCAGUUGACAGAACAGGAUAUAUUGGUUUCUCUGUUAGAUAAUGAUGAUAGGGUGUAUUGUGACAAUUGCAAUACGUCCAUUGUUAAUUUCCAUCGAAGCUGCCCAAAUCCCAAGUGUUCUUAUGAUCUCUGUCUGGCAUGUUGCCAUGAAAUAAGAGAAGGAUUUCAGCCAGGAGUUACUGAAUCAGAAGCUUCUGACCAGCACUUUGUUCAAAGACCAUCUAGUCAAGCUACAUAUUUGAAUGGCCAGACUCCUGGAAAUUGUGCAGGAGAUGACCAAGAAAGCCAUCUGUCAACUGAGUGCAUGUCUGAUAUUUCACAUAAAUUUCUUGAUUGGAGAGCAGAGGCAGACGGUAGGAUUCCUUGUCCCCCGAAAGAAAAGGGAGGUUGUGGUGCUGAGACACUUGCACUGAGACGCAUCUUUGGGGCUAGUUGGGUUCAUCAACUGGUUGAGAGUGCAGAAGAACUAACUACUAAUUAUCAGCUAGCUGACAUUGAGUUUUCUCAAGGGUGUUCUUUGUGUGAUUCUGGUGGUUCUGCAGGAACAGUAAGAGAUUUUGAAGUAAGACAGGCAGCUUAUAGAGAGAGCAGUCAAGAUAACUUUCUGUACUGCCCAAAUGCUAUGCAAUUGCAAGAUAAUGAUAUUGAGCAUUUUCAAACACACUGGAUGAGAGGCGAACCUGUUAUAGUUAGAAAUGUACUUGAAAAGACUUCUGGUCUUAGUUGGGAACCUAUGGUCAUGUGGAGGGCUUUUCUAGGUGCAAAAAAGAUAUUAAAGGAUGAAGCCCAAAGAGUUAAAGCAAUUGAUUGCUUGGAGUGGUGUGAGGUUGAAAUUAAUAUUUUGCAGUUCUUCAAGGGCUACUUAGAGGGUCGUCAGUACCGGAAUGGCUGGCCAGCAAUGUUGAAGCUGAAGGAUUGGCCUCCAUCUAAUUCAUUUGAAGAGUGUCUGCCAAGGCAUGGUGCUGAAUUUGUUGCAAUGCUUCCUUUUAAAGAUUAUACCCAUCCAAACUCUGGUAUUAUGAAUCUUGCUACGAAGCUUCCUGCUGUUUUGAAGCCAGACUUGGGACCCAAAUCGUACAUUGCUUAUGGAUCUUUCAAAGAGCUUGGUAGAGGUGAUUCAGUUACAAAACUACAUUGUGACAUGUCUGAUGCGGUUAAUGUGCUGACCCACAUGACAGAAGUGAAGAUUCCACGACGUCAGGGUAAAAUUGUAGAAAAAUUACAGAGGAAAUAUGAAGCUGAAGACUUACAAGAGCUUUGUGUUGGGAUUCAGAAAGUCUCACAUAUAUCUGGACAAAAGCUGCGAAAAAGACCUCAUAAAGAUGAGAACAGUGGUCUUGAGUGUUCUGCAGAGCUGAACAAUUGUCCAGUUAAGCAUGGGGAUGUUGGUUUAGCAGAGGGCCAACCCUGCUUCCUAGAUGUAAAUGAUAGAGGCCCCAAUCACACUGCCAUGGAGGAUUUUCAAGCUUUUCCUGGACCUGAUAAUAGAAGUGAAAAAAUCGACAAAAAAUUGUUUAAUCAAGAAAAGGAUUACAAUGUAGAGGAGAAGACAGAUUCUGGCAGCAGGCAAAUUUUACUGGAAGCAACAUGUCCAGUAAAAGGAAAUGAUGAUUUAGAGUCUGUCAGACUGGAAACAGAUAAAACCAUAAAAUCUGUUAAAGAAAACCAGUCUUUGGAACUUGUGCAUGGUGGUGCUGUUUGGGACAUAUUCAGACGGGAGGAUGUCCCCAAGUUAUGUGAGUACUUAAUGAAGCAUCAGAAAGAAUUCCAUCACUUCCACAAUCUUCCUGUAAAUAUGGUUACUCAUCCUAUUCAUGACCAAAUCUUUUAUCUGAAUGAGAGACAUAAAAAGCAGCUCAAGGAGGAGUUCGGCAUUGAACCCUGGACAUUCGAGCAAAACCUCGGUGAAGCUGUUUUCAUUCCUGCUGGAUGCCCACAUCAAGUAAGAAAUAGACAGUCAUGCAUUAAAGUUGCCCUUGACUUUGUAUGCCCUGAAAAUGUGCAAGAGUGCAUCCGAUUGACAGAGGAGUUCCGCUUGCUUCCAAAAUAUCACAAAGCUAAAGAAGAUAAACUAGAGGUGAAGAAGAUGGCACUAUAUGCUGCAAAUCUUGCUGUAACAGAAGCCAAAAAUCUGAUUUCAGAACUCAACUCUUCAAAUCGAAGCAACACUAAUUGUAGCUGACUCACUAGUAGUUGCAGUCCAUGUCCUAACAGCAGUUUCUCAAUAUUUUACCUCCACAGGCCUUAUGCUAGUUAUUUCUUAGCUAGUCUAUUUUGUAAUUUUGUAACAUGCCAAUAACUGGAGGUUUGUAAUUGUAUGCCCUGGUUUCUUUACCAAAGGCCCUUUUGUACAAAUUAUGGCAUUUUGAAUCUGAAGAUAAGUUGUUCAGAGCUGUACAUCUUUUUAAUGUU